This is a messenger RNA of Rhopalosiphum padi (bird cherry-oat aphid), 3395 nucleotides long. RefSeq names its product 2',5'-phosphodiesterase 12-like. Gene Ontology annotation, molecular function: 3'-5'-RNA exonuclease activity. Bases 746 to 2464 code for a protein of 572 amino acids. NCBI's taxonomy places the organism in Eukaryota, Metazoa, Arthropoda, Insecta, Hemiptera, Aphididae. The transcript is spliced from 10 exons. Gene Ontology annotation, cellular component: mitochondrion. The record is from RefSeq and is a predicted model, not a curated record. Gene Ontology annotation, biological process: nuclear-transcribed mRNA catabolic process, deadenylation-dependent decay.
CCGACGCACCGUUGCGUCCGCUCACCGCCUCGCAUCGUGUUGUGCGGCAAAACCGCGUGUGCGGUCAACGCGCGUCUGUAUGCAUAUUUUACCAGCGGUUGACUGCAACGUGCGGUAUACUUUUUCGCUGACCGUGUGCUUUGCGUAUCGUCGCCGCAGUAGUGUUUUUGUGCGUCUUGCUCCGAUCGCGUGUGCCGUCGAGUGACCAAUUUCGAAUUGGUCCUCGUCCCGAUAUUUCGGACAUUGUCGAUCCGAGUCGCCAGUUGUUUUUCUGCACGUCGUUGCCCCGUUUGGCCGUGCGUGUGUGCGUAUAAAAUAAUAUUAUAUUUAUAUUCACGUCGCCGCCGUCCGUGGACGUCGCGUACACACAUAACCUUAUAUAUAUAUAUAUAUCACAGUUAUAUCUAGUCGCGUUGUCGUUCUUAUUAUAAGAGUAAUACACGCAUAAUAUAUACGUAUACACGUAUAAUACGUGUGGAUACACAAUCUUCAUAUAUAUAUAUAUACAUUCGCGCCGCCGUUGGUGUGCGUUGUGUAUCGGUGCGGUGCCCGAACUACAAGGCGAAGAUCGAGCAGUGUCGGUCUUAGCUUUAGAAUUGAAUUCUGACUAUAAACAAAUAUUAUUAGUAUGCAAUACUCAUUUGAUAUCUGAUCCAGAAGGUGAUUUUAUUAGAUUCUUUCAAGCGUUAAUUGAACUAAUUAUUAUUAAUAAAAUAAAACAAAAUAUCACCAAGGAUAGAAACAUAUGAAAAACUCUUACAACUUAUUUAAGCAUAACUAUUUCACUAAAAGAAAUAUGUCUUCUUUUACAUUAUUUUUAUGGGAAAAUACAAUGUUUGUUAACUGUUUGAUUCCGACGGGUGAGACCGAACUAAAAAUGAUGGUGACUCUACCAUCUCCAUUUAACAAGUUGCACAGAAUAAACUUGUGUCGAAGCCCAGAAGAUACAAUAAGAAUAUUUAUUGACAGACUUGUUUUAAAGUUAUCGAAAACUCAACGCAAAGUUAGUGAUAGUGAAAAGCUUAAGAGAAAUUGUGUAGAAAUAAAAGUGAAUGGAAUCAAAGUACCAUAUACUUCUAAAUGCUAUGAAAUAUUUGAGGAAUUUAAAGCAAAUAUUACCCUUGAAAUUAAAGAUCAUACGUAUACAGUAAUAGUUAAUGCACCAAUAAUCAACGAAUUAAAAUUGAGAAUUCCUCCAUAUCAAGGAUUAAUGAUAUAUCCCUAUGGAUUUGAUCAGGGAUAUAAUGUCUCUGUUAUGGAUACUGAAUAUUCGUGGUACAGAAUUGAUUCAAAAAAAGAAAUUAAAGUGGGCGAUGAUAUGACUUAUGAACCUACUGCCGAGGAUGUUAAUUGUCGUCUAAAAUUGGUUUGUAGUCCUUUUAAUGACAUGCGGCAACCUGGACCUACAGCAGAAAUAAUAUCUUCAACAGUCUUAGAAAAUACCAUUGAAAGAUACCCAUUUCAAAGAAGAUCAAUAAUAAAUCUAUAUCGCAAUAGGAAAAGUUUCAGAGUUGUGUCAUACAAUAUACUCGCUGGAGAAUAUACAAAAACUAAGGAAGCAAAAAAUGAAAUGUAUCCAUAUUGUCCAGAAGAAAUUUUAGCGUCCAGUUAUCGGCACCCUCUUGUAAUGAGUGAACUUCAAGCGUACCAUGCAGAUAUAAUUUGUUUGCAAGAAGUGGAUAAGCUUUUUUUUCAUAGAGAGUUGUGUCUUAUUUUAGAACAAUACGGUCAUAUGACUGGAUUAUAUUUUAAAAAGAAUGGCCGUAGGAAUGAAGGCCUGUGUUGUUUUUAUAAUACUAAUACAUUUGAUUUAUUAGAACAAUUUGAUAUUAGUUUGAAUGACCUGACUACUAUAGAAUUGUACUGCGGACCUAUUAUAAAAGAAAUUAUGAAAGAUGAAAAAUGGAAACAAGGAUUAGAAAAAAGAACUGUUUUCCAAGUCUUAGCUUUAGAAUUGAAGUCAGACUAUAAACAAAUAUUAUUAGUAUGCAAUACUCAUUUGAUAUCUGAUCCAGAAGGUGAUUUUAUUAGAUUGUUUCAAGCGUUAAUUGAACUAAUUAUUAUUAAUAAAAUAAAACAAAAUAUCACCAAGGAUUAUCCCGAGAGCAAUGUAUCGGUUAUAUUCUGUGGAGAUUUCAACAGUACACCUGAAAGUGGUGUUAAUGAUUUAGUCACCAAUUUAUUAUUACCAGAAGAACAUAGAACGGUAAAAAUGCUAAACGAUUUAAAAAGUAAUCUUGACUUUAAAAUGGAUAGUGCAUAUGAUACUGAUGUCCUGUACAGUAAUUAUACUGAAACUUUUUCCGGUCUUUUAGAUCAUAUAUACUUUACAAAUCAACAUCUCUACCUUAAUGAGGUAUUACCCAUGCCAUCACAUGAUGAUGUUAUCCAAUAUGGAGGAAUUCCGAGCGUAUUAUUUCCUUCAGAUCAUUUAGCUUUAAUUGCAGACUUCGAUGUAAAAUAAUUUAUCUAUUUUAUAAUGAUAUUUUCUUUUAUUAUAUUUAUAUUUUUUAAAUAAUAUUUCUAAUAGUACCUUUAAUUUUGUGUAAUGUUUAUUAUAGUGUUACAAUAACUGUAAAAUUUAAGUAUAUUUUAAAGAUCCGAUUUGUUCUUAUUUUGAAUAGUUUCUGUAUGUAUACAGAUAGGGCCUGGAUUUAUAUGAAAAAAAAAUCCUAAUAUUUAACCAUGUCACUUAUUUCUAUUUUUGGUGUAUGUUAAAAACAUAUAUGCCCAGCGGACCCUUAAUGUUUCUUGUGUGUAUCUGGCUCUGAUUAGUUCUCCAAAGUCUAACACCAUCUACUCUAAUAAAUGGAAUGGCGGAGGAAGUUUUUUUUGACCAUGUAAUAGUCUUAACGCGCAGCAACUGUGCAUUUACCAUUUUACUAACUUGGUGUGUUUGUGUUUAUUGACACUAUAUUCAUAAUCAGAGCCCUUGCACAAUCUUGGAAUUAUUGUAAAAAUAAAUCAAAACAUUCAUUUUAAGUUGUAACUAAAAUUAAUGUUUAUAUUAAGUAUAAAACUUAUGUAUUUAGAACUAAGUAUGUAAAAAUAUGAAACUAUAAAUUUUAGCAUUAUCAUCUGUACAUGAAAUGUUGAAAUGCAUAGAUUUCUAAGAAGAUGCUAUUUUUUAUAUCUGUUUAUUCUAUUUAACACAGUAAAUUUAUAUAUAUUUUUAAUACCGUUGAUUUUGAAUAUUGAAAAAUCAGACUUUUAAAUUAUAAGUACCUAAGUUUUCAGUCCAAGAUUAACAUAAGUACCUAAGCUAUUAAAUUUAGAAUGUAAUUGGUGUAAGUGAUAAUUUAAUCAUAUCUGUGUUUAGAGUAAUUUAAAGAAUUUACUGAAAGAUUAUAUUUAAAUCUGGAAUUGAUGAUAAAUAAACAAAAUACAUUUAAUUA